AUGGCUGGAUGGACGGGACUCCCCUACGAUGUUCGUCUCAUCAUACUCAACAUGGUUUUUGCUCGGCUUACAGCACCAGAAGAGAAUCAAGCAGUUGGAAGGCCUCUAAAGAGAAUGCACGGCCGCAUGCCCUCGCACGGCCUAGUCUGCAGGGACUGGUUCGAGUUUUUCGAACAGGAGACGUAUCGCGCCCUCUUCGUCACGCAAGAUUCCCUGGACAGCAUCAGCAGACUUACUCGACGUCAACAGCGGAUGGUGCGCUACCUCUGGGUCAAGGUUGACCUGGCCACAUACGCCUCCCCCAACGAUACGGACUUCUACUGGGAGGUCUGUGACCUGCAAUAUGACGCCAAUUCAACCUUGGUCAACGCCACCAUCAGACAAACCUUUGAGCUUCUACGCUCCUGGGACACCGAGCAAGGCUCCGGGGCUCCAGGACUUACACUGGAGAUCAGUGCGUGUUCGCCCAGUGACAUGGAGUACACCUUUUACAACGACUUGCAUUUCGACACCAGCCCCUUUGACGUCGAUGGGCCUCUGGAGCGAAACCGGCCGAGCCACUCGUAUCCGAGGAACGGCUGGUUCCAAGGAAAAAGAACGAGUCCUCCGAGCCUACGUUCCAUCUUGGCGACAUUGGGUUUCUCUUUCUGCCAUCUAGAUGGAUUGCCCACGGCGCCAGCAGUCACAAGCUUCAUCGUCCGCAGACAGACGCGCUGGCAAUUCGGACCGCUGGCACUGGCAAACAUCAUCCGCAGGCUCCCCAGCUUGCGCCGCGUCCUCAUCGAGUCAUGGAGAGAAUUCGAUUGUUUUUCACCAGGGGGCUGGUAUCCCCAGGACCGUAUCGAGAGCCUCACCAUGUUUGAAGACUUCAACGAGGACUACAACGCCGUGGCUCGUGAUUUGUACCCUUGGCUAGGCGAAACCCCUUUCGAGAUCAUCAGGACGCCGUCUGUAUUUGUCGGCGAAGCCUUGGCGCAAAGCAGCCAACGGCUUUCCAGCCUCACCGCGUCAUACAUGGUGGACGCUCGCGACUUUUUCAGCGAGGCCGUCAAACCAGGAUACUUCUGGGACCGCUUGACCGUGCUGUCUCUGACCUCGCGCCACUUGAACGGGUUGUCGGACGAUGCGGUGAUCAACGAGAUAAUAGAGAAUGCUGGUAGGGGCGCGCUGAAGAUGCCGGCGCUGACGCGGAUGGACGUUUGGAACGGCACAAAAGGCAACGUGUGCGGGUUCCGGUACGAGGUGGCCGGGAGGGAGGCAUCCGUCGAGUGGCACGGCAAUCGACUUUUCUCGCUGAGCGCCGACGCGGUGAGGGCGUGGGAACGCGCUGCGGACUGGCAUACCGGAGGGGGCGGGCUGAUUGUGAAGGAGCCUCGAAUCGUGCGGAACAAGUACAUUGGGUCUCAUGCAACGGCCAUGGAGAUUCUUGGGCUGCACAACCGUGUCCUUCAUCCGGUGUCCUUUAGACAAAUCACCUGCGAGACGUCACGAUACUGCUUCAGGCAGUAUUAG
Messenger RNA from Metarhizium brunneum ARSEF 3297, 1512 nucleotides. Lineage: Eukaryota; Fungi; Ascomycota; Sordariomycetes; Hypocreales; Clavicipitaceae. The record is from RefSeq and is a predicted model, not a curated record.